UCUCACUCUCGAGACACGGGCACCUUCCUUGACGUCUUCCGUCCUGCGCCCGGAAGUCGGCGGAGAUGGCCAUAAAAACUAAUGGCUAGAGGGGCCCAGACUUACCCUCCCGGCCCUCACUUCCGCCGGAAGUCACCUACAGACGCAAUUGCCCUUUCCUUGUUGCACGCGCGGGCAUUUGGCACCCGGUACCCGGUAUUCGGGGCGCGAGUACGACCACAAUGGCGGCCACCACCCUGCUGCGCGCGCCUCUCUUCAGCGGUCUCGGCGCCGGCCCCGCCCCAGUACUGCAGGGUCUCUUGCGGCCGCUGAAGGCCCCAGCACUGUCCCACUUGUGUCGCGGCCUGGCCGUGGAGGCCAAGAAGACCUAUGUGCGCGACAAGCCCCAUGUGAACGUGGGUACCAUCGGCCAUGUGGACCAUGGCAAGACCACACUGACUGCAGCCAUCACGAAAAUUUUAGCGGAGGGAGGUGGAGCCAAGUUUAAGAAAUACGAGGAGAUUGACAAUGCCCCAGAGGAGCGGGCCCGUGGUAUCACAAUCAAUGCGGCCCAUGUGGAGUAUAGCACUGCUGCCCGCCACUAUGCCCACACAGACUGCCCGGGUCAUGCCGAUUACGUUAAGAAUAUGAUCACAGGUACUGCACCCCUCGACGGUUGCAUCCUGGUGGUGGCAGCCAAUGAUGGCCCCAUGCCCCAGACCCGAGAGCACUUACUACUGGCCAAACAGAUUGGAGUAGAGCAUGUUGUGGUGUAUGUGAACAAGGCAGAUGCUGUCCAGGACUCUGAGAUGGUGGAGCUAGUAGAGCUGGAGAUCCGGGAACUGCUCACUGAGUUUGGCUACAAAGGGGAGGAGACCCCUGUCAUCAUAGGCUCUGCCCUCUGUGCCCUUGAGCAACGUGACCCUGAGCUAGGCGUGAAGUCUGUGCAGAAGCUGCUGGAUGCUGUGGACACUUAUAUCCCAGUGCCCACCCGGGACCUGGAGAAGCCUUUCCUGCUGCCUAUAGAGUCAGUUUACUCUAUUCCUGGCCGGGGCACAGUGGUGACAGGUACACUAGAGCGUGGCAUUUUGAAGAAGGGAGAUGAGUGUGAGUUCCUGGGACAUAGCAAGAACAUUCGCACUGUGGUAACAGGCAUUGAGAUGUUCCAUAAGAGCCUGGAGAGGGCAGAGGCAGGUGACAACCUCGGGGCCCUGGUCCGAGGCUUGAAGCGCGAGGACUUGAGGCGAGGCCUGGUCAUGGCCAAGCCAGGUUCCAUCCAACCCAACCAGAAGGUGGAGGCACAGGUUUACAUCCUCAGCAAGGAGGAGGGUGGCCGCCACAAGCCCUUCGUAUCCCACUUCAUGCCUGUCAUGUUUUCCCUGACUUGGGACAUGGCCUGUCGUGUCAUCUUGCCUCCAGGGAAGGAGCUCGCCAUGCCUGGGGAGGAUCUGAAGCUCAGCCUAAUCUUACGGCAGCCAAUGAUCUUAGAAAAAGGCCAGCGUUUCACCCUGCGAGAUGGCAACCGGACCAUCGGCACCGGUCUUGUCACUGACACGCCAGCCAUGACUGAGGAGGACAAGAACAUCAAGUGGAGUUGAGUCUGGACCUCUGCUCAGGCUCUCGCGUUCAAAGCUGCACUGGUCCGUGUUCUCUCCUGGUGCGCCCCUUCCCAGGGCACAGGCUGCAACCCAGCAGAGUGCAGCCAGACUGAGACUUUCCCUGGGCAGACGGGGCCAUGUGGCCUGCCAGGUGAGGUAGGUCAAUAAACUGUUCUGUGAAUAGUAAGCUA
Messenger RNA from Ceratotherium simum simum (southern white rhinoceros), 1768 nucleotides. RefSeq names its product Tu translation elongation factor, mitochondrial (gene TUFM). Gene Ontology annotation, cellular component: mitochondrion. Gene Ontology annotation, biological process: mitochondrial translational elongation. The record is from RefSeq and is a predicted model, not a curated record. Gene Ontology annotation, molecular function: GTPase activity; GTP binding; translation elongation factor activity. Lineage: Eukaryota; Metazoa; Chordata; Mammalia; Perissodactyla; Rhinocerotidae.